AGUAGUAGUAGUAGUAGUAGUAGUAGUAGUAGUAGUAGUAGUAGUAGUAGUAGUAGUAGUAGUAGUAGUAGUAGUAGUAGUAGUAGUAGUAGUAGUAGUAGUAGUAGUAGUAGUAGUAGUAGUAGUAGUAGUAGUAGUAGUAGUAGUAGUAGUAGUAGUAGUAGUAGUAGUAGUAGUAGUAGUAGUAGUAGUAGUAGUAGUAGUAGUAGUAGUAGUAGUAGUAGUAGUAGUAGUAGUAGUAGUAGUAGUAGUAGUAGUAGUAGUAGUAGUAGUAGUAGUAGUAGUAGUAGUAGUAGUAGUAGUAGUAGUAGUAGUAGUAGUAGUAGUAGUAGUAGUAGUAGUAGUAGUAGUAGUAGUAGUAGUAGUAGUAGUAGUAGUAGUAGUAGUAGUAGUAGUAGUAGUAGUAGUAGUAGUAGUAGUAGUAGUAGUAGUAGUAGUAGUAGUAGUAGUAGUAGUAGUAGUAGUAGUAGUAGUAGUAGUAGUAGUAGUAGUAGUAGUAGUAGUAGUAGUAGUAGUAGUAGUAGUAGUAGUAGUAGUAGUAGUAGUAGUAGUAGUAGUAGUAGUAGUAGUAGUAGUAGUAGUAGUAGUAGUAGUAGUAGUAGUAGUAGUAGUAGUAGUAGUAGUAGUAAUAGUAGUAAUAAAAACACGCUUCCUAGUAGUAGUAGUAGUAGUAGUAGUAGUAGUAGUAGUAGUAGUAGUAGUAGUAGUAGUAGUAGUAGUAGUAGUAGUAGUAGUAGUAGUAGUAGUAGUAGUAGUAGUAGUAGUAGUAGUAGUAGUAGUAGUAGUAGUAGUAGUAGUAGUAGUAGUAGUAGUAGUAGUAGUAGUAGUAGUAGUAGUAGUAGUAGUAGUAGUAGUAGUAGUAGUAGUAGUAGUAGUAGUAGUAGUAGUAGUAGUAGUAGUAGUAGUAGUAGUAGUAGUAGUAGUAGUAGUAGUAGUAGUAGUAGUAGUAGUAGUAGUAGUAGUAGUAGUAGUAGUAGUAGUAGUAGUAGUAGUAGUAGUAGUAGUAGUAGUAGUAGUAGUAGUAGUAGUAGUAGUAGUAGUAGUAGUAGUAGUAGUAGUAGUAGUAGUAGUAGUAGUAGUAGUAGUAGUAGUAGUAGUAGUAGUAGUAGUAGUAGUAGUAGUAGUAGUAGUAGUAGUAGUAGUAGUAGUAGUAGUAGUAGUAGUAGUAGUAGUAGUAGUAGUAGUAGUAGUAGUAGUAGUAGUAGUAGUAGUAGUAGUAGUAGUAGUAGU
Molecule: messenger RNA, 1230 nt
Organism: Sycon ciliatum
Lineage: Eukaryota; Metazoa; Porifera; Calcarea; Leucosolenida; Sycettidae
Exons: 1
Source: RefSeq, a predicted model, not a curated record